Molecule: messenger RNA, 876 nt
Organism: Iphiclides podalirius (scarce swallowtail)
Lineage: Eukaryota; Metazoa; Arthropoda; Insecta; Lepidoptera; Papilionidae
Source: the annotation of a GenBank genome assembly
AUGAUUCUGUACUUGGUGGCGGCCGUUGUUGCCAUAGCGGUUCUUAUCAGCUUUUAUCAGAAGAAUACAAAUUCGGUAUGCAAAUCGAAAAGGCGCCUGGAUGGCAUAACUGCCCUCGUCACGGGCGGCACGGACGGCAUGGGCCUCCAGAUAGCCAUCGAAUUUGCCAAGAGGGGCGCCAGGGUCAUCGUCGCCUGUCCGUUUCCCAAAGAAGGGGCUGAAGCCCUGAAGAUCAUUGUCGAAGAGAGCGGCAACAAGAAUGUCGAGUUCAAACACCUCGAUCUUGCUUGUUUGAAAUCAGUGAACUACUUCGGACAGUUCCUGCUGACCAUUCUGCUGCUACCGCUUUUAAUGAAGACCGGAACGCAACAGGAACCGAGUAGGAUAGUGAACACAGGAUCGAUCUUACAUCACGUAGGACAUAUCGACGUUCACAACUUGAACGGAAUAUCGGCAACAAACAAAUGGCUGCUAGCUCAAGUAUACGCCAACAGCAAAAUAGCUUUACUGUCAUUCAACUUCGAGCUAGCCAGGAGGCUGAGGGCUACUAACGUGGUGGUGAAUGCAGUUGACCCUGGACUUGUGGGAACGAACAUCUACUAUGGAGUCAACUCAUUAGUUGGAAUCGUGGCAAAGUUCUGCUUUCGUAACAUGUACAAGACCCCAUUAGAAGGCGCGCAGACUGCUAUCCACGUGGCUCUGGACGAGGGGGCUGGAAAGUUGAGCGGAGGGUACUUCUCCAACUGUAACGUGAACGUAGCUAACCGGCGUGCUUAUGACGAGGAGACUGCACAACUACUGUGGACGGAAUCCGCCAGGCUGGUGAGCCUGACCGACGAUGAAAUCAAACAUUUCAUGAAUGGAACUCUUUUGGAG